Gongylonema pulchrum is the source of this 1261-nucleotide messenger RNA. The record is from the annotation of a GenBank genome assembly. NCBI's taxonomy places the organism in Eukaryota, Metazoa, Nematoda, Chromadorea, Rhabditida, Gongylonematidae.
AUAUUUGGAAAAAGAAUCUGAUGAUGAUGAUGAGAUGGUAUAUCAGCCGGCACACGGAAGUCCUGGCGCAAAAGCUAGCAGUAGCGGUGAAGAUGGCGAGGACGAGGAGGAUGACCCGCUUGAUGCCUUUAUGGCUGGUGUUAAUAAACAGGCAGUUCAGGACAAAGCGGAAAGUAUUCGGAAAGACAAGGAGCGCAGUCUGAAAAUGGACAAGGAAGAGGACGAGAAAAACAAAGGACUGGGCCGUGCUGAUAUCGAUGAGGAGGACAUGCAAGAAUCGUAUUUCAGAUUUGUGGAAGAGCGCAAAGCAAAUGCAGCGGAGGAAGAGGAAAUUUAUGAAUACGAUGAAGACGGUAAUAUCAUUUGGACCUGGAAGAAAGUAAUUGAUCCGUUGGAAGCAGUCGAUCACGCUGCGAUGAAUUAUCCAUCGUUCAACAAAAAUUUUUAUCACGAACAUGAACAGAUCAAGUCGAUGACAGCAAUAAAAGUUUAUGAGCUGCGAAACAAUCUGAACAUCAAAGUGGCUGGCCUCAAUCCACCAAAGCCAGUGACAGCAUUUGCGCAUUUUGGCAUGGAUGAGCCACUGAUGAAUGUUAUUCGAAAAUCGGAAUAUGAGCAUCCAACUCCAAUUCAAGCUCAGUCGAUUCCAGCAGCACUCAGCGGGCGAGAUGUGCUUGGAAUUGCGAAAACAGGCAGUGGCAAAACAAUGGCGUACAUUUGGCCAGCAAUUGUACACAUCAUGGAUCAGCCAGAUCUAAAGGAUGGCGACGGCCCAAUUGCACUUAUCGUUGUUCCAACUCGUGAAUUGGCAUUACAGGUACUUUAUUUCGUUCUGUUUUGUACAUGUGUUUUCUCUGUAUCGAUUCCAGCAGCACUCAGCGGGCGAGAUGUGCUUGGAAUUGCGAAAACAGGCAGUGGCAAAACAAUGGCGUACAUUUGGCCAGCAAUUGUACACAUCAUGGAUCAGCCAGAUCUAAAGGAUGGCGACGGCCCAAUUGCACUCAUCGUUGUCCCAACUCGUGAAUUGGCAUUACAGGUGUACCAAGAAGCAAAACGUUACUGCAAAGUCUACAACAUCAGCGUAGUUUGUGCGUAUGGUGGUGGGAGCAAAUGGGAGCAGCAAAAUGCCCUAAGAGAAGGUGCCGAAUUGGUUAUUGCCACUCCGGGACGUAUAAUUGAUCUGGUGAAAAUAAAUGCAACAAAUUUCAUGCGUGUUACUUUUUUGGUGUUUGAUGAAGCGGAUCGCAUGUUCGAUAUGGGA